Bufo bufo (common toad) is the source of this 5103-nucleotide messenger RNA. Its product is annotated as venom factor-like. The coding region runs from base 59 to 5002 and encodes 1647 amino acids. Gene Ontology annotation, cellular component: extracellular region. Gene Ontology annotation, molecular function: endopeptidase inhibitor activity; protein binding. The record is from RefSeq and is a predicted model, not a curated record. The transcript is spliced from 41 exons. NCBI's taxonomy places the organism in Eukaryota, Metazoa, Chordata, Amphibia, Anura, Bufonidae.
CCUAGAUACUAUAAAGCCCCAGCGCCCAGCAGAGAGAGCAUUCCAUGCUGGAUACACCAUGGGGUGUAGAGUUCUUUGUCUCACCCUGCUCGCCUUACUGGCUGGUUGCUUUGGACAACCAUGUACUCUCAUUACACCCAAUGUGCUACGCAUUGAGAGUGAAGAAACCAUCGUUGUAGAUGGGCACAACAAGGCUUUUGAUGCUGAAGUUGAGAUUCAGGACUUUCCUAGGAAAACUUCCAGUUUAGCAAAGCAGAUUAUCUCCCUGAAUAAUGGCAACAACUUCCUGGGCACUGCUAAAGUCACGAUUCCCUUUAAAGAUUUUUCUAAGGAUCCAAAAGUCAAGCAAUAUGUCUACGUAACUGUGAAGUCUCCCAUUUGCAAUAUGGAAAAAGUUGUUCUGCUGGGCUAUCAAAGUGGAUAUGUUUUUAUUCAAACUGACAAGACAAUAUAUACACCGGCGUCUACAGUUCUCUAUCGCAUCUUCUCUAUGAACUCCAAGAUGUCUCCUACGAAUAAAGCAGUGAUCAUAGAAUUUUUGACACCUGAAAAUAUAAUUGUUAAGAGAGAUACGGUCAAAACGGAUGGAGAUUCUGGUAUCAUCAGCUUAUCCCACAAACUACCAGACCUAGUGAGUGUGGGUGUAUGGACCAUCUCAGCAAAAUACGAAGACUCUCCUCUGCAAAAUUACACCACAAACUUUGAAGUGAAGGAAUAUGUCUUACCCACAUUUGAGAUUCAGCUGAUUCCGGAGAAGUCAUAUUUUUACAUUGAGGAUUCUGAAUUUAUAGUGGACAUCAAAGCAAAAUUCCUCUAUGGGCAGCCUGUAAAAGGUUUUGGGUUUGUAAUGUUUGGGUUGAAGAAAGAUGGUGUAAAGACCAGUCUACCAGAGACUCUGAGGCGAUUUCAACUUACAAACGAAGGAGAAGCGACCGCUGAAUUGUUGAGAGGCGAUCUCGUAAAAAGAUUUAAAAAUGUUGAAGACAUGCUGCAAUACACCUUAUAUAUGUCAGUUACCCUCAUCACUGAAUCUGGGAGUGAAAUUGUGGAAAGUGAACUGGAAGAUAUCUGUAUUGUGAAAUCACCAUUUAAAAUACUUUUUACCAAAACCUCAAAAUAUUUCAAGCCUGGAAUGCCAUUUGACCUUAUGGUUUUUGUGACCAACCCUGAUGGUUCUCCAGCCAUUCGAAUCCCAGUGGUGGCUGAACCAGGAAAGGUGGCGGGUCUAACAGGAGCAGAGGGGACAGCCCGGCUGACAAUCAACACUGCUUCAAAUAUAAAUAUCCUUCCUAUUACUGUGAAAACAGCACAUCAUGACAUCCCUGCUGUUCAGCAAGCAACUGCACUAAUGAAAGCCAAUGCUUAUCAGUCAAGUGGAAAUUAUCUCCACAUUGGUAUCACUGCUUCAGAAGUCAAACCCGGGGACAAUCUUGCUGUAAAUUUCAAUAUUCGUAAUGUGAACCCGGCCCUCCAAAACCAGAUACAACACUUCACCUACCUGAUCAUGAACAAGGGCAGGAUACUGAAAGCUGACAGACAACCUAGGUUACCAGGACAGGCUUUGGUUACUAUGUCUCUCCCUAUCAAGGAGGAAUUCAUUCCAUCCUUCCGUCUAGUUGCUUAUUACAUUGUUGGAAACGAGAUUGUCUCCGAUUCUAUUUGGGUGGAUGUAACGGACUCAUGCAUGGGAACGCUGUUGGUGACAGGUCAUACAGAAAGAGACAACAAAGUCCAAAACCCUGGUUCAUCCAUGAAACUGAAACUGCAAGCAGAUCACAGGGCUAGUGUGGGACUGGUGGCUGUAGACAAAGGUGUAUAUGUGCUGAACAAAAAAUUUAAGAUCUCCCAAAAGAAGGUGUGGGAUGCCGUGGAGAAAUCAGACAUCGGCUGCACAUCUGGAAGUGGAGCCAAUAGUAUGGAGGUGUUUUAUGAUGCUGGUUUGGCCCUGCAAUCAAGUUUAAAAGCAACAACCCAACAGAGAUCAGAACUACAAUGUGAAGUCCGUGCUGCUCGAAAGCGCCGCUCCUCUGCACAACUGCUUGAACAGAAAACGACAUACGCCUCCAAGUAUAAGGAGUCAGUGAGGAAAUGCUGUAUUGAUGGCAUGCAUACUAAUCCAAUGGGACACAGCUGUGAAAUACGAGCAUUGAACAUCUUGGAUGGCAAAGAAUGCGUGGACGCUUUCUUGGACUGCUGCAACUACAUCGAACGGAAGAAGAAGGAGGAGGGAGAUCUAAAAGAACAAGAUGAACUAGGCAGAAGUGAUGAGGAUGACGAAUAUAUGCCAGAUGCUGAUAUUAUCUCAAGAACAGAGUUUCCAGAGUCAUGGUUCUGGAAAAUAGAAUCAAUGACAGAAAAAGCUGAUAAUAAUGGAAUUUCUACCAAGAUUCUUAAUGUCUUCUUAAAAGAUUCUAUUACUACUUGGGAGAUCCUGGCUGUGAGUCUCUCUCAAAAUAAAGGUCUUUGUGUGGCCAAGCCUUUUGAAAUCCAGGUAACGAAGGACUUCUUCAUUGACCUGAAGCUUCCAUAUUCCGUGGUGAGAAAUGAGCAGGUGGAAAUACGAGCCAUACUUUACAACUAUGGCACUCAUAAGAUCAAGGUACGAGUGGACUUUACUCACAAUCCAGAAUUUUGUAGCCUGGCUACGGCCAAGGCAAAAUACCGGCAGACUAUCGAGAUUGGCCCUCAGUCUUCUACUGCUCUUCCUUUUAUUCUUGUCCCAUUGAGCACGGGUUUACAUAAUGUGGAGGUGAAGGCUUCUGUUUUUGGACAGUUUGUGUCAGAUGGUGUCAAAAAGAAACUGAAAGUUGUGCCUGAAGGCGUUCGUAUUACAAAAAAUGUAAAAUCUGUGAUACUGGAACCACAGAUCAAAGGAAUAGAUGGUGUUCAGGAAGUGCUUGUGUCUCCACUGAAUGAGAAAAACAUUGUACCUAAAUCGGAUGUUGAAACAAUUGUGACUAUCCAAGGAAACCCAAUUAGCCAAAUGGUGGAGAAUGCGAUUGAUGGCUCCAAUAUGAAUACUUUGAUUGUUAUUCCACGUGGUUGCGGAGAACAAAAUAUGAUCACUAUGACUCCCAGUGUAAUUGCAACCUUUUACCUUGAUGCAACCAACCAGUGGGAAAGAAUUGGAGAGAACCGAAGAAGUGAAGCCAUCAAGAACAUCAAGCAGGGUUAUGCACAGCAACUAGUCUACCGUAAACCAGACAGUUCUUAUGCGGCUUUCAAAGACAGACCAGCAAGCACAUGGCUAACUGCUUAUGUAGCUAAAGUCUUUGCAAUGGCUCAACCACUGGUGGACAUUGAAAGCAAUGUUUUGUGUGGUGCAAUCAAAUGGUUGACACUCCAGAAACAGAAACCAGAUGGAAUGUUCAAAGAAGAUGCCCCAGUUAUUCAUCAGGAGAUGGUGGGAGCAAUUAAAGGGUCUUCAGAAGAUGUUGCACUUACAGCCUUUGUUCUCAUUGCUAUGCUGGAAAGUGAGAAGACCUGCACUGCACAUGUCAACAAUCUGAAGAUCAAUAUUGAGAAGGCAUCCAGCUUCCUGGUGGGUCAGCUCCCAGGUCUCAAAAAACCAUACACCAUAGCUAUUACCACAUACGCUCUUGCUAUGGCUGGGGCAAUAGACAAUGCAGAGAAGCUGCUUUCUGCAACCACAGACAAAGUUCAUUGGGAGCAACCAGGGUCCCGUUUCAUAACUAUUGAGGCCACAUCCUACGCUCUUCUGGCUAUCUUGCGCUUGAAACAGUAUGAUCUAGCUGGACCAAUUGUGCGCUGGAUAAACGAUCAAAGAUAUUAUGGAGCAGUCUAUGGUUCCACUCAAGCUACAAUUGUGAUGUUCCAAGCUUUGGCUCAAUAUCAGAUUGACAUCCCAGCUCUAAAUGAGUUAAAUAUGGAUGUGUCCCUCAGUCUCCCAGAAAGACAGCAACCAUUAAGUUAUCGCAUAGAUCAUAAUACUGCUUUGCUGGCACGUUCUGCUGAGACCAGAUUGAAUAAGGAGUUUAUUGUUAAAGCCACAGGCAAAGGUCAAGGUAUAUUGACGGUGGUGUCCAUUUACCAUGCUCUUGAGUCAGAAAAGGAAAAGGAUUGCAAAAACUUUGAUCUUUCAGUUACAGUUAAAGACCUACCACAGGUUAAUGCUAAAGAAGGUGAGUUGCCAGGAGUAUCGAUUGAGAUCUGUGCAAGACAUCUGAAAAACACUGAUGCCACCAUGUCUAUCUUGGAUGUUUCAAUGAUGACUGGAUUUGCCCCCGAUGUUCAAAGUCUUAAUAAACUAACGAAGGGAGUGGAUAAGUACAUCUCCAAGUUUGAGAUUAACAAGGAAUCAACAGAUAAGGGUACACUUGUCAUCUACCUGGAUAAGAUCUCACACAAACGAGACGAAUGCAUCAUAUUCAAUGCUCACCAGAUCUUUAAAGUUGGUCUCAUCCAACCUGCAUCUGUCACUGUUUAUGACUAUUACACCCCUGAAAACCGAUGCACUAAAUUUUACCACGUGGACAAUGACAGCAAGUUGUUGGGCAUGAUCUGUCAAAAGGAUGUAUGUCGGUGUUCUGAGGAGAAUUGUUUUAUGCAACAGGAGCUGAAAGAUAAAAAUAGGGCAGCAGAACGACUGAACAUGGCAUGUACACCAGCAGUGGACUAUGUGUACAAGGCUCACCUGGACAAGAUAGAGAAGAACAACAACUUUGAUAACUAUGUGAUGAAGAUAAUCAGCAUCAUCAAGCAAGGUACAGACGAAAAUGUUUUGGACAAACAGAGGAAUUUUGUCAGUCACAUAAAAUGUCGCAAAGCCUUAGAUCUGAAAGAAGGUCGGGAUUACCUGAUCUGGGGAAUAAGAAAUGACCUUUGGAACCAGCCAUCUGGCUAUUCUUAUAUUAUUGGGAGAGAUACAUGGAUCGAAUGGUGGCCAAACGAGAGAGAAUGCCAAAAUCGGGAAAACAUUAAUCAGUGUAACGAUUUCUUUGAACUUGCUGAAAAUCUGGAGAUUAACGGAUGUUCUUCAUAGAGCCCUGAACUGUAAAAUCCCCUCCACCUUUCUUCUCUUUUCACUCUAGUGCUGAGAUCCAAUGUGAUAUUUUAUAUGCCAAUAAACUUUUAUAGCUAUUC